AUGGAAAGUAUCAAAUGUCUUGUAUGCAUGUUGGGGUGUGCCGUAGUGUUAACAUCGUCAACGGAAAUUCAAGUAGCUGUAUUUUUGUCUGGAAAUCCUUCUUCUAUACUCGGUCUACGGCUCUUACCAGCCUUUGAGAUAGCACGAGAGACUAUCUCGAAGCGUGUUGAGAUAAACGAAUACGCCAACUUCACUCUGACAUGGGUUCCGUCGACGCUGGGGUGUGGCUACCCCGUACGAGCCGCCGUUGGAAAAGCCGCUAAAAUGACCCUUCGAGAGAACGUAGUGGCGUACUUUGGGCCGACUUGUAGCAGCAGCAUGCAUGCCGUGGGUGACUUGGCUGCCGCCCUUAAUGUACCCGUUUUCUCGGGCAGUGCUAGCUCCCAUGAUCUUGAUGACAAAGCUAGGUAUCCCACGUUGACGCAGACUGUCUACAAACCAAGCUCAAUGGUUUCCUUCUUGGAUGAUCUUUUUCAUAAGUUUCGCUGGAAAUCUUGCGUUUUGUUACGAGAAAGGAGGUCUGUAUUCCCUCUUGCAGCAGAUGCCAUUGCAGAUGGUCUACGCGAGGCAGAUAUAACAAUAGCGCACACUUUUUAUAUCAUCGCCGACGAUGGUUUUGAUUUUGUUCUGGAGGAGGCAUCUUUACUCAGCCAGAUUAUUGUAAUCAGCGCAGCUGGUGACAGUGUGCGCAAGAUCAUGAUCAGCGCGCACAAUCUUGGAAUGGUGAGCGGCAACUACGUUUUUAUAAGUUACCAUCCGUUCAACAACACCAAGUCAUUCGGGGCAGACUCGUGGUAUCAGGGAGAUGAGCAUGAUGAGAUUCUGAAGAGCGCUUAUCGGGCAUUAAUGACGAUUCGUGUGUAUGAACCAAAUAAUCAGGAAUAUAUUGACUUUCAGCGUGAGAUUGCAGAUCGUGUGCUUAAAGAUUAUAACUUGACGUUUGAGCCAGGGAAUGAGAAUAAUUUCUUUGCGUCGUCAUUCCAUGAUGCCUUGAUUCUGUACUCACUUGCCAUCAAUGAGACACUACACGAGGGAGGUGACAUACGGGAUGGUCUAGCACUAAGGGGGAAGAUGUGGAACCGAACAUUCAGAGGCAUCGGUGGCAAUGUUGACAUGACGCCAGACGGAGACAGAGCGACCGUGUAUUCCCUAUGGGAUAUGACUGACACUGAACAUGGUGUGUACGAGGUUGUUGCUGAUUUCUUUGGCUUGUCCGGGAAGGCAAAGUUUUAUAGGGAGAUCAAGUGGCACGGGCUCCCUCCUGGUGAGGUACCUGUGGACAAGCCUUUCUGUGGGUUUUACAAUGAGAACCCCGCCUGCAAAUCUGAAGAGAGCAACACUGUUUUGAUAGUCUCUUCGUGCUUGGCUGCCAGCGUUUUCAUCAUCUCUACAUGUGGCAUCAUGUUCGUCUACAGGAAAUGGAAGCUGAAUGCCGAGCUAAUGAACAUGUCAUGGAAAAUCCAAUAUUCUGAUCUGGUUUUUAACGAUAUUUCCAAAUCAGUGGCGUCUUCGAUUCGAUCCCUCUCACUGUCUGUUACUGGCCAGACGGGAGACGCAAACCAAAGACAAAUUUUCACCAAAGUUGCUCAAUAUGAGGGUCGUGUGGUUGCCCUGAAACCCAUUGUGAAUAACAAACUCGACCUGAAUAGGAGUGUACUCUUGGAGUUACGAAAUUUGAGACGUCUUGAGCAUAGCAACAUUAUCCGGUUCGUAGGAGCCUGCACAGAUGGACCAGACGCUUUCAAAGACAUGAUUAUAACCGAGUAUUGCCCUAAGGGUAGUCUUCAGGAUAUUCUCGAAAACGACGCGAUAAAACUGGAUUCGGACUUUAAGAGUUCAUUGUUAAUUGACGUCAUCAAGGGUUUGGGUUUUCUUCACCACCGCAGUGAGCUAGGCGUGCACGGCAGGAUGAGGUCGUCUAACUGCGUGGUGGACAGCCGCUUCGUGGUCAAACUGACAGACUUUGGUCUCCUUGCUUACAGAGAUGAUGCUUUAUCCGAACAAAGUGAUGAACAAACACACCUCAAAAAAAUGCUGUGGAAACCACCAGAGUUCAUUCGAAAAUCAAACGAAAACCACACGAAAGAGGGUGACAUUUAUGCAGUUGGUAUCAUCAUGCAGGAGGUGGCGAUAAGAGGUCCGCCAUUCGAGAAUGAGUUUCGAGAGACUGAGGGCGUUGAAGCCAUUUUGAAAAAGAUUGCAUCUCAUUCAACCCAACCAUUCCGUCCCCACGUCCCAACCGAAGCCUGUCACCCAGAAAUGCGCGCUAUUAUGGCAAGAUGUUGGCAUGAAACACCAGAGGAAAGGCCCACAGUGGAUGAACUCAUGGCUAACAUGAAGAAGAUUUGCAAGAACGUCUCAGGAGGUAUCAUGGACAACCUGCUAUCUCGUAUGGAGUUCUACGCCAGUAACUUGGAAGGUCUUGUAGAGGAGAGAACCUCUGCCUUCUUGGAAGAGAAGAAGAGAGCUGAGACGCUCCUCUAUGAAGUCUUGCCGAAGUCUGUGGCCGAUCAGCUUAAAAUGGGAUCCACUGUUCACCCAGAGUCUUAUGACAAUGUGACGAUUUUCUUCAGUGACAUCGUGGGAUUCACUGAGCUUUCAUCGGGCAGCACCCCUAUGCAGGUUGUUGCUCUGUUAAACGACCUGUAUACCUGUUUCGAUGGGAUUAUUGGCAACUUCGACGUAUAUAAGGUUGAGACGAUUGGAGACGCCUAUAUGGUGGUGUCAGGCCUGCCCAUCCGCAACGGCUCUGCCCAUGCGCGAGAAAUCGCAAACAUGGCGCUGUCAUUGCUUGGGGCAGUGGGAACCUUCAAAGUGAGACACAGACCAGAGUGGAAGCUUCAAUUGCGGGCUGGAGUACACUCGGGUCCAUGCGUGUCUGGAGUGGUUGGUCUGAAGAUGCCCAGAUACUGUCUGUUUGGUGACACAGUCAACACAGCGUCCAGAAUGGAAUCAAACGGAGAAGCACUCAAGAUACACAUCAGCGAUACGACCCGACAUAUCCUGCAAGAGUUUGACGAGUUUAUCAUUAAGGAUCGAGGAGAAAUUGAAAUGAAGGGUAAAGGUAAACAGAGGACAUUCUGGCUGAUCGGACAACAAUCUCAACCUUAGUUCAUGCAGGUCAAGAGGAACAAUCUGAGAUCA
Asterias rubens (European starfish) is the source of this 3144-nucleotide messenger RNA. RefSeq names its product atrial natriuretic peptide receptor 1-like. Gene Ontology annotation, molecular function: ATP binding; guanylate cyclase activity; protein kinase activity. The transcript has 22 exons. The record is from RefSeq and is a predicted model, not a curated record. Bases 1 to 3111 code for a protein of 1036 amino acids. Lineage: Eukaryota; Metazoa; Echinodermata; Asteroidea; Forcipulatida; Asteriidae. Gene Ontology annotation, biological process: cGMP biosynthetic process; protein phosphorylation; intracellular signal transduction. Gene Ontology annotation, cellular component: membrane.